Molecule: messenger RNA, 270 nt
Organism: Staurois parvus
Lineage: Eukaryota; Metazoa; Chordata; Amphibia; Anura; Ranidae
Source: the annotation of a GenBank genome assembly
GGAAGUGAUGUGCUCACAUGAAGCACAAGCUCAAUGUAAAUCCUGAAAUAAAUGGCAUUUUUUUUCACCGAAGCACUGUGUAUCCAGGGGCGGACUGACAACUCAUGGGGCCCCCGGGCAAUAGGGGAUCAUGGGGCCCCUGUGUCCUUGCCCAAACUCAAAAAAGCCUAUGAAAAAGGUACCAGGGGCAUCUCAUGGGACCCCCUACUGACCCCGGGCCCUUGGGCAGUGCCUGAGUUUCCAAAUGGUCAGUCCGUCCCUGGUGGUGAC